AUGGAAAUCAAGACGCAGCUGGAACAGGAGAAGGCCUCGAUACGAACUGAAGGUUUGAAGCAGUCGCUGAUGGACCUCAACGCUUUCUCGACCACCAUGACAAAGCGCCUAGAUGAUACGUACUACUCGGUCCUCGAAAAGAUGAGCACUCUUCAAAACACGGUAUUUGCUCUGAAAGAUCUGGCUGAAGACUCUCAUAACCUGUGCGAAUCGUUCGACAAGGAGGCGAGAGAUUUAGAAAGCGAUAUUAUUCGUCAACUAAGUGCUGCUGGCCAAUUUGAAGAGCAGCAACGAAGAAUCUCGUCGCUCCAGAAACGCAUACACAGGGGCCGUGAUCAGAUACAAACCCUCGCGUCCAGGGUUGACGUAGUCCAGACGAGGGUUGAGAGGUGGGAACAGGCCGACAGGCGAUGGCAGGAAAAGACUCGCAAGAAACUCAAGAUUAUAUGGUCCGUUACUACAGUUCUGGCUCUGGUCAUGAUCGCUUUCAUAGUCGGCAUGAAUUACGCGAAUGUGGAAGGGCAAGGUGGAAUGCGGUGGAAUGCGAGCAUGAGCCCAAAUGUACCUCCGUGGUUGACUACGUUGAGUUCCCACCAUAGCGAGAGCACAGAAGAGUCUGGGAGGAGGUUGCUGUGGAAAGCGCCCCUCGGGGAUGACGAGAGGUUGCGGGCGUUUGAUGAAUUGUGA
Molecule: messenger RNA, 687 nt
Organism: Metarhizium acridum CQMa 102
Lineage: Eukaryota; Fungi; Ascomycota; Sordariomycetes; Hypocreales; Clavicipitaceae
Source: RefSeq, a predicted model, not a curated record